Messenger RNA from Cyclopterus lumpus (lumpfish), 4498 nucleotides. It is a transcript of the gene sh2b3, whose product is annotated as SH2B adaptor protein 3. Gene Ontology annotation, cellular component: plasma membrane. Lineage: Eukaryota; Metazoa; Chordata; Actinopteri; Perciformes; Cyclopteridae. The transcript has 8 exons. Gene Ontology annotation, molecular function: transmembrane receptor protein tyrosine kinase adaptor activity. The record is from RefSeq and is a predicted model, not a curated record. Gene Ontology annotation, biological process: intracellular signal transduction. The coding region runs from base 263 to 2479 and encodes 738 amino acids.
UUUUUUUAAAUUUCGUUGAGGAGGAACCGUCGCGUGCGCUCAACUAUGAGAGAGAAAGCGACGGGCUUUUUGAACAUGCAGCUUCUCCCCCGAUGUCCAGUUUCCUGUUGCUCCUCAGCGACGUCGUUUUGAGUUACUUUAGAUGCUUCGCAACACAUUUCCGUUAUGCGAAGUCCAACUUGUUGGUUAGUCGUCGUGCUUCGGAGGGUGCCCGUCCGAGAUAACGGAGAACCAGUGAUUCUCAGCCGCUCUGGUUACUGCAAUGAAUGGUAACACUAUCCAUCCAGCCAACACCACCACAGCGACAGCAGGAGGAGGCGGCCCAGGCGUGGCGGCGCCCCCGCGAGGCUGGAGGGAAUUCUGCGAACUGCACGCCAUCGCCACAGCCCGGCAGCUGGCCGGACACUACCGAAGCUUCGCCAGAGAUCAACCGCAGCAUGACGUGCUCCCGGCGGAGACCUUCUCCAAGCAGUUCACCGACCUCUUCCAGCAGCACUUCUGCGGCGAGGUUGACAAAGAUGGCGCUCUGCUCGGCCAGGGCACAGGCUCCAGUUCUACCGGUAGCGCUUUCUUCACCACUCCAGGGUCCCCUCCUCUCCUGUCACAGACCGUGAUUGGUCGAUUGCGGAUCACAUCUCUGUCUGGGGUACAGGACUAUCGAGAGGCGGGCCGGCCGAGCGGAGGAGCGGCCGUGGUGUCGCCAAAAGGGGAGCCGGCGGUGGCGAGCCGGGAGCAGGAGCAGCCACUGCGAUGUGCGGCGGGCAGCUCCUUGUCGGGAAACCCGGUGGUGCUCAGAGGGUCAAAUCGUGGCCUAGGCAGCGGGUCGCUGCUGAUUCGUAGCCGUAGCAGUGAGGAGAUCUCUGGCACCAAUCGGCGGCAGGUAUCUGAACGGUACUCCUCCGACUCCUCAACCUCCAACCCCGCACACGCUGACAUCACACAUUUCUCCGUCAGCCAAAUCCGGCAGACCGUAAGACGGCUGCUCAAAAAACGGCCCAGCCCCCACUCAUCCCAGGACCUGGCUCCUAACAACCCCAACCCCACGACCGGCAACAAUCCCCCAAAUAAUGGUGACAGAGUGGGCGGGAUUUCCUCCACAAACGUGGAAGUGUCCUCCUCCCCCUCCCCCUCUUCCUCCCACUCCCCCUCUUGUCUGACCUCUGAAGCCUUGCCCCCAGCCUCUUCACACAUGUCUAUGGCUGGAGUAGCCUCUCACUUCCUGGAUCGCUUUCGUUGGUUACGUAGCGGAAGCAUGAGGCAGAAGAGGUCAGAGGUGAGUGGCUGCUGUAAAGAGGGCCAACUGAAGUACUUACUAGUGGAAGACACUAUCUCAGACACUCAGCCCCGCUGGCAACGCUGCCGCCUGCUGGUCAGGAGGAUCAGGGACGCUCAAGUAGCAGGAAGAGGAAGAGGAGGAGAGAGGUACCAGUUGGAGCUCUAUGAUCCUCCAAAGGCCUCCGGUCCCAAGCUGACGACUCACUGCUCGGACAUCCAAGAAGUCCGUCGCUGCAACCGGCUGGAGAUGCCCGACAACUUAAACACAUUUGUUUUAAAGGUUAAUCGAGGUAGUCUGAUAUUUGAGACGGACAAUGACCAGCAGGUCAGCUCCUGGACCACAGAGCUAAAAGAAUGUAUCAGCAACAGGUCAGGCAGUGUGGAUCUGGAACCUCUCACCUCCCUAGCUGACAGCGCCACGCCAGCCAAUCACAGAGGGAGCUCGGAGUCGGGGAGUCAAAGCCCCGUCACGUUCGCCCUGCCCGAGCAGGUCGUCCAGAAAGCCGACCACUUCCUGUUCUCCUACCCCUGGUUCCACGGGCCCAUCUCCCGUGUUAAGGCCGCCCACCUGGUUCAGAGCGCCGGGCCGCAGGGACACGGCGUGUUCCUGGUCCGACAGAGUGAGACGCGGAGAGGAGACUACGUCCUCACGUUUAACUACCAGGGAAAAGCAAAGCACCUGCGCCUCUCGCUCACAGAGUGGGGUCAGUGCCGUGUGCAGCACCUGCGCUUCCCCUCCGUCAUGGACAUGCUCAGUCACUUCCGCCUCUUCCCCAUCCCGCUGGAGUGCGGGGCCGCCGGCGCCGUCACUCUGUCCAGCUUCGUGGUGGCGGGCUCCUGCCCUCCAUCACAGGGCCAGCUCUCCGGCGCUCUUCUCGUCCCAUUCUCGCUCCACCGGUGGAGUUCGGAGCCCAGCGUGGCUCACUGCAGCCUGGCCCGCAGCUCCAGUCAGCCCCGGUCCUCCUGCCCCACCAGCACCGGCACCGGCACCACAUCCAGCUCCGUGUCCCAGCCUGGCAACCGCCGCACGCCCAAUCCUCCUCUGUCCGCCUCCGCUCCUCUUCGGCGGAGCGAGUCGAUGGGGAGGAGACCCCUCCUGCCCCGCCACCCCAUCGCCCACAUCCCUCAGCGGGACUCGGACUACGAGCUGGAGCCCGAGCGAGGUCGCAAGCGGGCGAUAGACAACCAGUACAUGUUGCUCUGACCCGCUGAGGCGAGCACAGCCAUCGCCCGCACACACACACACACACACACACAUACUCAGGCACACACACACACACACACACAUACACAGGCACACACACACACACAUACACAGGCACACACACACACACACAUACACAGGAACACACACACACAUACAUACAACACUUUGUUCCGCCCAUCCAGCUUCAUGCGAGACUCAUGAACUUGAGCGAACACACACACACACACACACACACACACACACUCACACAUCUGUGCUGGGAGUGUGUUUACCAGUGUCAGACCCUCACAACCUCCACCUUGAGUGUCCACAGUGAAUGUAUUUUUGCGAGUUUUAUAACAAGUGUUGAGUAUGAUCAUUCUUCCUGUUUGUAUUGAUGUUGAGGGCAAAAGAAUAUUUUACCAAUGUCGCUAUUCUUAUGAAUUCCAAAGAGGUUUGCUUGUUUUCAACUUCUUUGAUACUUAACCUGAACUAAUAGGAAGGCACUGCCUGCAAGUUGGUUAAAUCAAGUGCUCCUUUAAAAUAUUUAAAAGACAUUUACUCAUACGGAGUACUUUGUUGUGGAGUAAACUCACACGUAUUUAUGUAAACACACAAACAGGAAAGCCCUUUUAUUUGUAGAGUGUCUACACGCUCUAUUAGGUAUUCCUCCUCUCGCUCAUUAUUAUAUAUUUAAGUGCACACCGCUUUCAGUGCACUUUGAAAACAAUGUGUAUUUCUUUCUAUACACAGAUUAUUUUGUAGAAAAAUAAAUAAAUAGUCAAACAAAAGGAUUCAAACUUGGUUCGUCAGUUUGGAUCCGUUGCUAAAAAAAGUGAUAUUUUUCCAACACUUCAAAUCUUCACGAAGAACCGCAGGAAUUAUUCCGGAUCCGCUUUUAUCGGCGCCAUUUUUUUUCUUCUUUUACCCCCAAAACCCCGUGAGAGCUGGUUGCUGUUUGUCUCCUGAUGCGUCUGAGAUGAGGGAACGUGUAGUCCGUGUAUUAAUAAAGUGCAGACUGGAAUAUUACUCGCCCUCCGAACGCGUCACAGGGUCUUGCAGAAUUAAGUCCUGCCACAAACGUCAAAGAAAAAAAGCAUCGUAAUGAUUCAAAUACAUAUGAUAUAUUAAAAAAAACAAUAAUAUAAUUGAUAUAUUUUUUUACAAGAACAAAGGUUUGCAUUGAAAUGGAUGGACGGAUAUUGUUGUUACCACAUGAAUCCUUCACACCUGGUACAAAGUCACCUUUACUGACCUUCACUCGGCAUCAGGAGAGAAGAGGAGCGCGACGUGGCAAACCUUGAUUCUUGGAGUCGCAUCAUGUCUCCAACUCAAUAAAAUGUCAUAUUUCCCAAAGCAUUUUUCUGUACAACCGCAGCCAAUAGCAAAGAUGAAAGUAAUAUAUAUAUAUUUGUACGCUAUCCACCAUUUGAAUAGAACUUUUCUGUCAGCUCAGGUGUGAAUUUUGUUAUCGAGAGCUGAUGCACAUGAAAGGAAUAAGAUCCCCAAAUUAAGCUUUUUUUACCAAAGCAAGCAUUUCUUUUCUAAUAAAGUAAGCGGUUUCUUCUCAUCGGCCAGCGGGUCCAUGUGUGUUUUUCACCCUGAGAUUUGCCCGUUUCAGUCACGAUGUUUCUCGUGAACCGCGUCUCUACCCCGGAGGGAGCGGCCAGUCGUCAAAGGACACGAUCGGCCCUUUACUUUGGCCUUUCUGUCCAUCUUCUCACUUUGCUUACACACCAACGUCAGCAGCUGAUUAAGCUCAACGUAGUCUUUAGACCCGACUCUCCGCCUCUGCCCUCGUUCUCAUUGGAGUUUCCUGUAUUUUAUUCAUAAGAAAAAUGCCUAAAUACAACUUGAUUUGCUCAUAAACGCAACAUUCAGUCCGCUGGGAUUAUUACUCCUCUUGUUAUGCAAGAAGUGCGCUUUAUCUUCAAUGGUUGUGUCGUUCUCUUAAAUGUAUCAUCAUGAUCAAGACUGACAUCUUUGAAGUGGUUUAUGUGGGGAACAAAAACAAAGACAUUUAUUUUGGCAAAAGUA